ACCUCAGCGCGAUCCAGCCGAACGGUCAGUUGGCAGUAGUUCUUUGUCUCCGGUUCGAGUUAGAUCGCGAGUAGGUACUCUUCUCUGUUACCAGCCGCAGUCCGACAGAAACAGACGUCAAUUUCUUUAUCGCGCAAGGAAUCAAUCACUUUCUUGCUGCUGCCUUUUGUCUGAUAACCGGACAGUUUCAGCAGCGCGCCGCUAGUGGGAAGAAGCAACUCGCCUUCAAUCGUCUGCUGGACGUUGGUCAGAGUGGACGUUCUUGAGAUCGGGCUUCCGGGGUUUUCGAAGCGGCUUAAUUCGAAACGUGAAACUCGCGAGUGAUUAACAGUCAAGUUUGUUUGAAGAUGAAAUAGUGAACGGCUGUGGAUUUUAAGUGAUUUAUUCUCUGCGAAGUAAUUUGAUUUUGCCAAAAGCAAAUCGAAGAACGUAUAUAAACAGAACACAAGUGCAAGGUAAUAUCAAGUGAAACGAUGGAUAUACUGCAGCAAGAGGUGCGUGGUAUAGCCUUGACCACGAUCAGCACCGACCAAAAUGGACCGGUUUACAACCCAACCACGGUUCCCUUGAACCGAAAGGAUUCACGAAACGCGGAAGCCGGAAUGGUGCUGAAUAAUACGAACCAUGGCCAUAACAACAACCACAGCAUUUAUCAGUCCCACAAUGACAUUGAGUCGCUGCAGAUUCGGCCCUUCCAAAAUUUGCCAGCCUGCGAACCGGUCGAUAUCCAGUUCAAGGAUGUCACCUACUGCGUCAGCAUGGGAUUUCGGAAAGGUCAGAAGGAAAUUUUGCACAAUGUCAACGGAAAGUUUCCUGGUUCGCAGCUGAUCGGCAUUAUGGGCCCCUCUGGGGCGGGGAAAUCAACACUGCUGGAUGUGCUCUCCGGUUACCGGCGGACAGGGGUUGAGGGUGCGGUCUAUGUCAAUGGGAGAAUCCGCAACCUGAACAGCUUUCGACGGAUGACGUGUUACAUCACGCAACAGGAUCAGCUGCAGACGCUCCUGACGGUGUUGGAGAACAUGCGGAUCGCGGCGGACCUGAAACUGGGAGCUGAUGUUUCCAAGCACGAGAAAGAAUCACUGAUCGAAGAUAUCCUCACGGUUCUUGGCUUGUAUGAACAUCAAAACACGAUCACCAGUCGGUUGUCGGGCGGUCAGAGAAAGCGGCUUUCCAUUGCGCUGGAAUUGAUCAACAAUCCAACGAUUAUGUUCCUGGAUGAACCAACCACUGGCUUGGACAGUUUCUCCUGUAACCAGGUUGUGCUUCUCCUGAAGCAGCUUGCCAAUCAGGGACGUACGAUUAUCUGCACCAUCCAUCAACCAUCGGCGAAAUUGUUCCAUGAAUUCGAUCAGGUCUACGUUCUGUCUAGUGGGGAAUGUAUGUACCAAGGCAGUACAGCAAGUUUAGUACCGUUUCUUCAGUCCGUCGAUAUGCCCUGUCCGGUGUAUCACAAUCCUGCUGAUUAUGUUAUUGAAUUGGCGUGCGGCGAGCACGGGAUGGAGAAGGUUCAAACGAUGGUGCUGGAGAUGGGUAACGGUGAGAGUACGGACUGGUUCGGGGAUAAGCGAAGGGUGCUGAAGUUGGAGCAGCUUCGCAAAAAGUACCCGCUGAAGAAGAUCAUUGAGCAGAGUGAAAAUUUACACGCGACCUCCCAGUGGCACCAGCUUAAGGUGCUGAUCAGCAGGGGGAUCAUCAAGGCGAAAAGAGAUGCAACGUUGACACAUCUCAGGAUAUGGGUGAACAUUUUGAUUGCUGGGAUGCUGGGUUUCCUGUUCAUUGACGCCGGUAACGAAGGAUCUCGUGUGUUGGAUAAUUACAAUUUGUUGUUUUCGGUGCUGAUGCAUCACAUGAUGGCGACCAUGAUGUUGACUGUUCUUACCUUUCCAACUGAGAUGGGGGUUGUUUUAAAAGAACAUUUCAACCGGUGGUACACACUCAAAAGUUACUAUCUUUCUGUGAAUUUAAUCGAUCUUCCUAUUUCGUUUUCCUGUUGCUUGGGUUUCACGUGCAUUAUUUAUUUUAUGAGUGGGCAACCAAUGGAGAUGUUCCGGUUCGGAAUGUUUUUUUCCAUCAGCUUCCUGAUCGUGCUGGUUGCGCAGAGUAUCGGACUGGCGAUUGGUGCCUGGUUUAACGUUGUGAAUGGAACCUUCCUCGGUCCGGUGCUGUCCAUCCCGAUGAUGAUGUUCGCCGGUUUCGGAGUGACGCUGCGCGAUCUUCCGGGCUAUCUGAAGUGGGGGACGCACAUCUCCUACCUGCGCUACGGUCUCGAGGGUUACGUAAAUGCAAUUUACGGCGAGAAUCGUGCCACGAUGGACUGUGAGCUGAAGCCAUACUGUCACUAUAGGUACCCAGCAAAGUUCCUGUCGGAAAUUUCCAUGGAGGGCGACCAGUUCUGGAAGGAUUUAUACGCACUGUCGAUAACGCUGGUUCUGGUGCGCAUUUUGUGCUACUUCGCACUCCGCUGGAAGGUUAUGGCGGUACGAUGAGAACCCUCCCGAGCUAACGGAGUACUGCUGUGCGGUUGCGGUUAUUACAUACAAACAACCCAUGCCAAACUUGUUGCCAAAUUUCGAAAAGACAAACAACCAUUUCGAAUCAUUUGUAUUUUGUAUAUAAGGAAUGAUAUUUUAUCAGUAGAUAGUGAUAUUUAUUUUGUAGGGGUAAGCGGGGUAAGACCGCCCCCUUAAGCAAUUCUGUUUAUAGAAAAAAAAGUUGCGGCUGCAAUUUCAUUUUUUCUUCGCUAAGAGGUUCUUCUAUUCAAUACCCGCAUUUAAAAAAUAGGAACUGAAAUAUUUUUGUUUAUUUUCCAGCUUUUUUUUUAAUUUUAAAAAUUCAUUGAAAAUGUGCAGAUCUUUUUCAUGCGGGGUAAGCCCACCCACCAGCGGGGUAAGAUCGCCCACCAUUUUUUGAGGAUAAACAAUAUUUUUAGUGCCAAAACGGUUGAUUCUAUCGGUAUAGUGUCUCUGACAAAGUUGUAGAUGGUAUAUUUUUUCUUUUUAAAUAAAAUAUACACUGUGAAAAAUCUGAAAAAAAAAUUU
Messenger RNA from Wyeomyia smithii (pitcher-plant mosquito), 3038 nucleotides. Its product is annotated as ATP-binding cassette subfamily G member 4. NCBI's taxonomy places the organism in Eukaryota, Metazoa, Arthropoda, Insecta, Diptera, Culicidae. The transcript has 9 exons. Bases 474 to 2486 code for a protein of 670 amino acids. The record is from RefSeq and is a predicted model, not a curated record. Gene Ontology annotation, molecular function: ABC-type transporter activity; ATP hydrolysis activity; ATP binding. Gene Ontology annotation, cellular component: plasma membrane.